AUGGAUAGAUCAAAGGUAUUUAAUAAAGGGAUAUAUGAAUUUACAAAUAAGAUUGAAGAAUAUAAUUUAGAAUCAGAAAAUGAAAUAGUUAAAUGUGAAAUGGCAUUAAUAAGAAAAGAAUUAAAAGAAAAAAAAAUAAAAAGAAAGAAGAGAAGAUUAAAUGCAAUAAAAAUGAUUUAUAUUAAUAUAUUAGGAUAUGAAGUCGAUGUUGGGUUUAUAGAAAUUAUUGAAUUAUUAAGUAGUAACAAAUUUCUUGAUAAACAAAUUGGAUAUUUAGCUUUUCAAAUGUUAUAUUCUAAUGUACUAGAAUCAACUAGAAUGAUUAUUAAUACUCUUCAACAUGACUUAGAUAAUUCUAAUGAAUGUAUUGUUUCAAAUGCAUUAACAGUUAUUAGUUCAUUAGCAAAUAUUGAAAUAAUCGAUUCACUUGCACCAACUAUUAUUAAACUUUGUAUUGGAUUUAAUGAAGAUUCAAUAAAAAAACGUGCGAUACUUACAUUAAGUAAAUUAUAUAAAAUACAACCAAAUAUAAUAAUAAUAAAUCCAAAUUUUAUGAAAAUAAUAGAAAACCAAAUAAAUUAUGAAAUGGAUUUAGGAUUAAUUAAUAGCAUUGUUUUAUUAUUAUCUGAAAUUAUUAAAAAAAAUCCAAUUAUUGUUCAACCAUUUGGAAAUAAAUUGGUAAACAUUUUAUAUAAUUUAAUUCAUCAAAAAAUAAAUAAAGAAAUAGAAUAUCAUGAAAUAGUUUCUCCGUGGUUACAAAUUUCAUUAUUUAAAUUAUUAUCAAAAAUAAAAUUAGAUUCUACAACAAAUUUUAUGUUUUGGGAACUUAUUAAAUUUACAUUGAAAUAUUAUGAAAAUUUAAAAGAAAAAUUACAUUCACAAAUACAUAAAAAAUAUAUUUUAAUGGCUUUAUUAUUUGAAAUAGCUUCUAUUAUUAUUAAAAAUGAACAAGAACAAUAUUUUAAUUAUCUUCUUCCUUUAUUAAUUAAAUUAAUAAAAGAAAAAGAUAUUAAUAUUCAAUGUCUUACGUUAGAUAUUUUUAUUCUUCUUGGAGAAAAUCAUUAUAAAUAUGUUUGUCAAAAAUAUCUUAUUGAUAUUAUUAAAUGUUUAGAAUCUUCAGAUAUUACAAUAAAAAGAAGAACUAUAGAAGUACUUUAUUCAUUAUGCACUAAAAAUAAUAUUAGAAAUAUUGUUCAACACUUUCUUCUUUUACUUAAAAAGAGUGAAAAUGAAUUAAAAGAAGAACUUGUUAUAAAAAUUUCAUUAUUAGCUGAAUUAGAUAAUAAACAAGAUGAUUGGUAUAUUGAUACAAUACUUACUACUCUUUGUCUUGGUUCAGAAUUUAUAAGACUAGAAAUAUCUGAUCAAAUUAUUCAUUCAAUUAAAAAUAAUUCACAUUCUGCUAUUCAAAAAAUUAUUCAAAUUCUUUUAAAUGGAUUUGGAAAUGAAUUAUUUUUACAAAUAAGUUGUAUUAUAAUCGGUGAAUUUCCUGAAUCAUUAAAACAUUUUGAGAAUAAAGUAGCAUUAUACUUAAUUAAUCAAUUACCGUUUGUAAAUACAAUGACUAAAAGAUUAAUAUUAACUUGUUUAAUAAAAUUAGCAAAAGAAUUUGAUAGUAUUAAACCAAUAUGUUACAAGGCAUGUCAAAUGAUGUUAUCAAAUAUAGACGUUGAAGUUCAACAAAGAGCUUAUGAAUAUAUUAAUAUUAUAAAGAAUAGUAAUUAUGAUAUUGCUAUUACUCAUUUACCUGAAAAAACUUCUUAUGAACAAAAUAAUAAUAAAAAUGAAAGUUAUGACACAAAGAAAGAUGAUGACCAAUUCUUAAAUCAAAACAUAUCCCAACAAAUACACUCUUAUAGGAAUGUUAAUACUAAGUCAAUUAAUAUUACUUCUUCUAAUCAAAGAAACUAUAAAGGGUCUAUUUUCUUUCAUUCUAGUAGUACAUUAGAGUUAGAAAAGAAAGUUAAAUAUAUUCAUAAAAAACUUCUCACACAAAAUGAAGGAAUUAUAUUUCAAGAUAAUUAUAUUCAAAUAGGAAUUAGAAUUAAUUGUUCAUCAACAGUAGAAACAGCUCUUUAUUUUGGAAAUAUUAAAGAUCAAAUACUUCCCGUUCAAGUAAAUAUUCAAACAGAAAAUGGACUUACGUAUAUUAUACAAAAUAAUUCAUUCAUACUUCAACCAAAAAAACAACAACAAAUUCUUUGUAAAUUUGAAGCAAGACAAAUCUUUCUUCAAGCACCUAUACUUCAAUUUUCAUAUCUUUCUAAUAACAAAUUAAAUGAAUGCUCAUUAUCCUUACCUAUCACAUUACUUAGAUUUGCUCAACCUUUAAAAUUUCCAAAACAAAUAGAUUUUCUUAAAAAUUGCUUUUUUAAAAUAACAGUACAAACUUCAUUAAAACUUCUUGAACUUCAAAAAAUAUUAAGGUUAUUAAAUUUUGAACCUCUACCUUCUUCCUCUCAACUAAUAUAUACAACAAUGAUAAUAAAUAUUCCUAUUAUUGUUUUGAUUAAUACAUCUAAUAGUUUGUCAAAAAUGGAAAUAUCUUCAAGUCAAAUGUCUAUGUCUCAAAUAAUAAUGGGUUUAUUAUCAUAUCUUCUGUCAAAUAAUUAUUAA
Entamoeba nuttalli P19 is the source of this 2616-nucleotide messenger RNA. RefSeq names its product adaptin n terminal region domain containing protein. Gene Ontology annotation, biological process: clathrin-dependent endocytosis; intracellular protein transport. Gene Ontology annotation, molecular function: clathrin-cargo adaptor activity. The transcript has a single exon. The coding region runs from base 1 to 2616 and encodes 871 amino acids. Lineage: Eukaryota; Evosea; Mastigamoebida; Endamoebidae. Gene Ontology annotation, cellular component: AP-2 adaptor complex; membrane coat. The record is from RefSeq and is a predicted model, not a curated record.